Molecule: messenger RNA, 1261 nt
Organism: Eutrema salsugineum
Lineage: Eukaryota; Viridiplantae; Streptophyta; Magnoliopsida; Brassicales; Brassicaceae
Product: probable carboxylesterase 15
Exons: 2
Coding region: 49-1053 (334 amino acids)
Molecular function (GO): hydrolase activity
Source: RefSeq, a predicted model, not a curated record
GAUCCAAAAGAAAGAUUCAUAAGAAGGAAAAACACAACAGAAAAAAAAAUGGGGUCACUAGGAGAAGAACCACAAGUAGCAGAAGACUGCAUGGGUUUACUUCAACUUCUAAGCAACGGCACCGUUUUAAGAUCCAAGAGCAUUGACCUUAUCACCCAACAGAUCCCACUCAGUAACCACAAAACCGUUUUCUUCAAAGACUUAAUCUUUCACAAGCCCAACAAUCUUCACCUCCGUCUCUACAAACCCAUAUCAUCCUCCGAAUCUCACCGUACCGUCGCCACCGUCCCCGUCGUGGUCUUCUUCCACGGCGGUGGCUUCUGCUUUGGCUCACGUUCUUGGCCUCAUUUUCACAACUUCUGUCUUACUCUUGCAUCUUCCCUCCACGCCCUUGUGGUCGCACCCGACUACCGGUUAGCACCUGAACACCGCCUCCCGGCCGCCUUUGAGGACGCCGAGGCCGCGCUUAUGUGGGUCCGGGACCAGGCUGUUUCCGGUGCUGGGGACCACUGGUUCGAAGGUGGACCGGUCGUUGACUUUGGCAGGGUUUACGUUUUUGGUGAUUCUUCAGGUGGGAACAUAGCCCAUCACCUUGCUUUCCGGUUCGGUUCUGGUUCGAUCGAGUUGAGUCCGGUUCGGGUUCGCGGUUACGUUCUUUUGGCGCCGUUUUUUGGCGGGGAGGAGAGGACUAAGUCCGAGGACGGCCCGUCUGAAGCUUUGCUCAGCUUGGAUUUGCUUGACAAGUUUUGGAGACUUUCACUACCAGAAGGUGCAACAAGGGAUCAUCCCAUGGCUAACCCUUUUGGGCCGACGAGUCCUGGACUCGAAUCAAUUAACAUAGAGCCAAUGUUGGUGAUCGUCGGGGGCUCAGAACUCCUGAGAGAUAGGGCCAAAGAGUAUGCAUUUAAAUUGAAGAAAAUGGAAGGGAAAAAAAUAGAUUACAUUGAAUUCGAAAAUGAGGAACAUGGUUUCUACAGUAACAAUCCAUCUUCCGAUGCUGCAGAACAGCUAAUUCGUAUCAUUGGAGACUUUAUGGACAACUUAAUUCCCUAAUAUAUUGUAGCGUUUGGCAUGUUGUAGCUAGCUAGGUCGCUAAGAUCGUUUACAACAAUGAGGAUUUCAUCUCAAUAAGUCUGCUUGGUGAUUGGUGAAUCAUUACACGUAGAAAGCAUACAAUGUUGUUGGUUUCGUUAUAUCUCUUUGUUCAUCGUAUCCAUAUUAGAUGGUAUAUCCACUCCUUCUAUAUAUGGUUUUUUCCUUA